Passer montanus (Eurasian tree sparrow) is the source of this 1221-nucleotide messenger RNA. RefSeq names its product FEZ family zinc finger 1 (gene FEZF1). The transcript has 5 exons. The record is from RefSeq and is a predicted model, not a curated record. Gene Ontology annotation, cellular component: nucleus. Lineage: Eukaryota; Metazoa; Chordata; Aves; Passeriformes; Passeridae. The coding region runs from base 1 to 1221 and encodes 406 amino acids.
AUGGACAAUAGUGGCAACCACACGGCGACCAAAAUCCUAGCGACUCCUCCGUCCAGAGAAAGCCUGUCUGCCAGGAGCAACAUGAUCAGCACGCCCAAGCCACUCGCCUUCUCCAUUGAGCGCAUCAUGGCGCGGACUCCAGAGCCCCGCUCCAUCCCCGUCCCGCAGCUCCUCCAUGGCUCCGUGGCCAAAGGCGACCCCAAGCAUCCGCUGCACCUCAACUCCUCCAUCCCCUGCAUGAUCCCCUUUGUCCCGGUGGCGUACGAUACCCUGCCCAAAGCAGCGGUGGCUGGAGCGGAACCCAGGAAAGCUCACUUAGAUUCCUCUUCCUCGCCCUCCUUUAGCUGCGGCGAUCUCUUGAACUGUGCCCUGAGCUUGAAAGGAGAUUUCCCCCGCGAUGCCCUGCCCUUGCAGCAGUACAAACUGCCCAAGGCUUACCUGGCGGAGCGGAACAAGCUGGUGCUACCGACCGUGGACAAGUACCCGGCGGGGGUGGCCUUCAAGGACUUAUCGCAGGCUCAGUUGCAGCACUACAUGAAAGAAAGUGCUCAGAUCCUCUCGGAAAAAAUCGCCUAUAAGACGUCGGAGUUCAGCCGCGGCUCCCCGAGCAGCAAGCCCAAAGUUUUCACGUGUGAAGUUUGUGGAAAGGUAUUUAAUGCACAUUAUAACUUAACGCGCCAUAUGCCGGUGCACACGGGAGCCAGACCCUUUGUUUGCAAAGUUUGCGGGAAGGGCUUCAGACAGGCGAGCACGCUCUGCCGGCACAAGAUCAUCCACACCCAGGAAAAGCCACACAAGUGCAACCAGUGCGGCAAAGCCUUUAACCGGAGCUCGACCCUGAACACGCACACGCGAAUACACGCCGGCUAUAAACCAUUUGUCUGUGAAUUUUGUGGCAAAGGAUUUCACCAGAAAGGCAAUUACAAAAACCACAAGCUGACUCACAGCGGGGAGAAGCAGUUCAAGUGCAAUAUCUGCAACAAGGCUUUUCACCAGGUGUACAAUCUGACCUUCCACAUGCACACCCACAACGACAAGAAGCCCUUCACCUGCCCCACCUGCGGCAAAGGCUUCUGCAGGAACUUUGACCUUAAGAAGCACGUCCGUAAGCUGCAUGACAGCGCCCUGGGACUGCCCCGGGCCCCCGCCGAGCUGGGGGGGCCGGACCCGCCGCCCCCGCCCGGGGCGCUGCUGCAGGGCCCGCCGCCGCUGCAGCCGUGA